Molecule: messenger RNA, 1251 nt
Organism: Cynocephalus volans (Philippine flying lemur)
Lineage: Eukaryota; Metazoa; Chordata; Mammalia; Dermoptera; Cynocephalidae
Gene: NAA11
Product: N-alpha-acetyltransferase 11, NatA catalytic subunit
Exons: 4
Coding region: 1-1251 (416 amino acids)
Biological process (GO): N-terminal protein amino acid acetylation
Cellular component (GO): NatA complex
Molecular function (GO): protein-N-terminal-glutamate acetyltransferase activity; protein N-terminal-serine acetyltransferase activity
Source: RefSeq, a predicted model, not a curated record
AUGAACAUCCGCAAUGCUCGCCCAGACGACCUGAUGAACAUGCAACACUGCAACCUCCUUUGCCUUCCCGAGAACUACCAGAUGAAAUACUAUUUAUAUCAUGGCCUUUCCUGGCCCCAGCUCUCCUACAUUGCUGAGGAUGAAGACGGGAAGAUUGUGGGCUAUGUUUUGGCCAAAAUGGAGGAGGACCCAGAUGAUGUCCCUCACGGCCAUAUCACCUCACUGGCCGUGAAGCGUUCACACCGGCGCCUCGGCCUGGCCCAGAAGCUGAUGGACCAGGCCUCCACGGCCAUGAUAGAGAACUUUAGCGCCAAAUACGUGUCUCUGCAUGUCAGGAAGAGUAACCGGGCAGCUUUGCACCUCUAUUCUAAAACCCUCAACUUUCAAGUUAGUGAAGUGGAACCCAAAUACUACGCAGAUGGGGAAGAUGCUUAUGCUAUGAAGCGGGAUCUCUCACAGAUGGCAGAUGAGCUGGGAUGGCAGCUGGAGCUGAAAGAGAAGGGCAGGUAUGUGGUGCUGGGCUCCAAGGAGAACCAGGAGACUCAGGGCAGCACACUUCCUGGUUCUGAAGAGGCCUGUCAGCAGGAGAACCCGGUUGCCAAUUCUAGUGGCAUUGACAGCAAGGAACCCAGCGAGUCCACGGAGAGCUCCGGUGCACAGGACAGCACAGAAGACUCAGAUUCCACCUCCGAGAUCCUGCUCGAGAGAGGCCAAAGCAAGGCUUUGAAGCAAGGAUGUAAGAUAGUUAAUGGUGUGAAUAUUCUUGUACAAGCUAUAGAGAAUGGUCUACAGCCCCUUCCCUCACUUGUAACUUUAAAGAAACUACUGGAUGGUCUCAGGCUCAGCGGCUGCAGCAGGAACCGGACCCAGGACCGGAGCGGCUGCUGCGGUGGCGGUGGUAGCAGCAGCAGCAAUAGCACUGGUAUAGCCUCCUCACCCGGCAGUGGCGGCAGCAGUGGUGGCGGCAGUGGCGGCCCCUCCUCACCCGAACAUCAGAGCCCUCCAGACCCAGGCGCCCCAACAAUAUCUCCUCAAGCCAAAGCCGCAGGACCCCAAGGACUGCAUUUGCACACCCUCCCACCCAACUCCUCCUCGGGACCUGGCCUGACUAAAGGACAUUUACCAGCCAACUGCUCCCACCAAAUCGCCCUAAGAGAGCCGAUCUCACUAAAUAAGAAAAGACCCUACAUAAUGGAAUAUAACAAUCAGUCUGUCUAUAAAUUGUAUCUACAGGCUCUUUCUUUAGUAUAA